UGCGGCACAUUCUUUCCUUAAUACUCAGAUUAAUCAAACAAAUUUCCACAAGGCUUAUGAAGUGUGUAUAUUCUGUAGUGCACCUUAUGUGUACCAUUUUUUUUGCUUGAUACUUGAGCCAAAAUCUACACCUUGACAAAGACACUUAGAUGAUACUUAGACCACCCUACUACCACCCUACACUUUUUGCAUACAUAAAUCCUGCAUCAUUCCCUUGUUCCUGCCAUAUCAAAUUUAACUGAAAUUUAUCCUUUCCCAAGCAAGGUGCAGUCCACAACAGUGGAGCCUAGUUUACAUAGCUGUUCUUGCAAGUUGCGGGACUGCAACAGUGCAACGUCAUCCGACACUGUCAUUUGGUCAUGCAAUGUGGCCACGUGGUGAAGUCACAUGGAAUCAUAAGCGCGUCUCAACUCCGACUCACGCCCCUUCCACCACCUAUAAGUUACAAUCUGAGAGCAGCGUACUCAUAUAUGUCAAAGGUGACGCCUACAAAUGCGGGAGAAAAUGUGUAUAAGAAGAGAGAGCAAGAUUCUAUUCCAGCGCCCUUGGACUAUAGCUCUGAUUCAGAGUUCGCUGCUGGACCAGUUAAACCCAUGGAAAAGGGGUCUGGGAAGAGGAGAAAUACCAAGUCAAAGCGGGAAAGCAUUAGGCCUGCCAAAAAAAGGAAAGUCGUGUGGUCAGAUAGCGAAGAUGAAGAGUGGAUGACUUCCUUCGACUCCUCUGUGAAUGCUACUAAUAAAUCUCAGAUAAACGGGAAACAUACAAUUAAAAACCCGCUAGCGAAAUAUUUUGUCGAGAUCGAUCAUGGGUCAGAAGAUGAUGCCGACGACGAGAUGCAGAUUGAAGAUGAUAUUGACAUUGACGAAGACAGACAGUCUGGUGAAGACGAGGACCCAGCGCAUAUUCCAAAAACCAUGGCAGCGUUCCUCCCAAUGAUAAAUACACGUCGUAUCAAUAUACCCCCUCAAACUGCAGUUAAAGAUGUCGAACAGACAUCCCACACUGAAGACGAUUCAUCACAUACUGAAUCAGACUCAGAACCUCCGUUUCCAUCAACUACGUCGAUUAAAAAAGCGGAUUCGUCUCACACAGAGGACGAUUCCGACAUCGAGCUUGAAAUCGAGAAAGGAGAUUAUUUUUCGCAGAACAGGAAUGAAUCUGACAAAGAAAUGGAUUCACCCAUAAAUCCGAGGCCUGGAUUCCAAUCACCAGAAUCGUCAGUCAACGAGCCAUUCUUUCUAGACCCCGGAAAUAAUAUCAAAAUACCCUCAACAAUUAACAUAUUUCUUCGUGAUUACCAACGAAACGGCGUCCAGUUCUUCUACGAGAGAUAUCGGGCAGGCCGUGGAGGCCUUUUGGGUGACGAUAUGGGACUUGGUAAAACUGUGCAGGUCAUCGCCUUUCUGUCAGCUAUAAUGGCAAAAACGGGUUUUGAAUCUGACGAAGAUCGUCGACGGAACCACGUACGAGAUCUUCAGAACCAGCCAGGAUGGAAGAAAACUAAGAAGUUACCCCCUGCUAAUGGGACGUGGCCGACGUGCCUCAUAGUCGCACCAAGUUCAGUUGUCCACAAUUGGGAACGAGAGCUUCAGACAUGGGGAUAUUUCGAAUUCGGUGUAUACACAGCACCUCCUAAAGAACGGGCACAUGUGUUGAAGGAUUUCAAGCUUGGGAGGUUAGACAUAGUGUUGACGUCGUUUGACAUCGCCCUCAAAGACAUUGACCUAUUGGAUAACUUGCAGUGGUCCUGCAUAUUUGUUGAUGAGGUUCAUCGUGUAAAGAACCUAUCUUCACAAAUUUCCCUUGCGCUGCACCGAUUCGAAUGUCUACGUCGGUUUGGUCUCACUGGUACUGCGAUUCAGAACUCUUAUGACGAGUUACACGCCAUCCUUCAUUGGACUGACCCCGGCCGUUUGGGCAUGACUAAACAUUGGAAAUCAUUGAUUUCGCAGCCUUUGAGACGCGGUCAGUCCAGUACUGCCACAGAUGCCGAAAAAGCCAAAGCAUUGAUUAUUUCAGAUAUAUUAGUUCGAAAAUUAUUGCCUGAAUUCUUUCUAAGAAGGACCAAAGAUCUCAUUAAAGACCAACUCCCCACGAAAACAGAUAUCGUUGUUUUCUGCCCACUAGCUCCCACACAACUAGCCGCGUACAAACGCAUCCUUCAGAAGCCAGAAGUUCGGCAUCUAAUUGAAAUGAAUGAUCCAUGUGAAUGUGGGUCAGGUUAUAUGACAAAAGAAUGUUGUCAUCCUUACAGAAAGGAGAACGCGCUCCGUUAUAUGACAGUCUUGCUACAACUCUCCAAUCAUCUUGGAUUGAUAUUACCCAAUUCAAAUCAGAAGCCAGAACAACUUGCACGAAACAGAGAACUGGCAAAAUGGAUCUUCCCGGAUAGUAAUAUGCCAAAUCGAAUCCAGAUCGAAUUCGGGAAAGAUUUUUGUGGCAAGUGGAGGGUACUAGAGACUCUGUUACAAGAAAUUCGGCAAGAUCGUUCCAAUAAAGUGCUUAUAUUCACAAAGUCUGUUCAACUGUUGAAAAUUGUCCAAAAUUACCUGGAGACGCAGCCAUAUCAAUAUUGCGCUUUUUCGGGCGAGACGCCGCAGAAAGACAGAAUGGGUUUAAUUGACGAAUUCCAUUCAAACCCGGAGAUCUUCGUGUUUCUCAUUUCGACUCUUGCUGGAGGCACUGGUCUUAAUCUCACAGGUGCCAACCAUGUCGUGAUAUUUGAUCCUCACUGGAAUCCCGCUCACGAUCUGCAAGCCAUGGACAGAGCGUAUCGAAUCGGUCAAACUCGCCCUGUCAAAGUUUAUCGCCUACUCGGAGCAGGCGCGCUGGAAGAGUUGAUAUACAAUUGUCAAGUAUACAAGCAACAGCAAAUGCGGAUCGGGUACGAAGCUAGUAUACAGACUCGCUACUUUGAAGGCGUCAAAAAUGAUCCACAGAAGCGGGGGGAACUUUUUGGUCUGAAAAACAUAUUCCGACUCGACGAGAGGAAGAUAGCUACAAAAGCCUCAAUUGAGGAAGCCAAUCAGGCUCAACUCGAUUGGGCUUUUGCUAAUGUUGACACUAAAGGUAUCAAAGGAGACUCGAAUGACCUGGAGAGUAUGGCAGGACUAGAUGAUUUUGUCAUGGAUGACUCUGUUAAAUCUAACCCUGCCGGAGAGGGAAAAGAGGGGAGCAGAAUUGACAAGAUUUUCGAGACCGUUGGCAUUACCUACACACAUGACAAUGCAGAAAUCCUAAAGCAGAAUGAUAUCGAGGUAGAGAAGGCAAAAAAUCUUCUUAGACAGUUGAAAUCUUCAGGGAAGCGUUCCGGUCGCAGUUCCUGGCCGAGUGUCCAUGAUUCCCGGUCUCAAAAGGGCUCUCGGCGCAAAAGUGGUGCGAGCAAAGGAAAGAGCGCCAACAAUCCCGCUGAACCCGCUGAACCCAAGGCACAAUGGCCGCCUGUUCGAAAACACCAUCACCCGAAAGUUACCCCCCAACAACAAGCCGAAGCUCGUUACGAAGCACUCAUUGAUCUGGGGCUGAUUCAAAAUUUUGAUGACAUCAAAGAAAAGUUUGUCCCUCAGUUUCUUAAGAGCAAUCUGGAUGAACAGAAAAAGUGCUUGAGAGUUCUUGAUGAACACAAACGGCAAAUGGACAAGGAUAAAACGAACGCAGCGGCUGUGCGUCAAGCCAACGGUGAUAGCUCUGACUGAUUUGACCUCACCACAUAUCCCUUUCUGUUAUGGGGACCUCUAUACUUAUUGAAAUCCUGCUGUCAAUGUUGUCGUUUCAACCGUAUAUUUAUUUUUAUGUACAUAACGCGUUUCUUGUGGUUUC
Lentinula edodes (shiitake mushroom) is the source of this 3819-nucleotide messenger RNA. RefSeq names its product P-loop containing nucleoside triphosphate hydrolase protein. The record is from RefSeq and is a predicted model, not a curated record. The coding region runs from base 360 to 3695 and encodes 1111 amino acids. Gene Ontology annotation, molecular function: ATP-dependent chromatin remodeler activity; ATP binding. The transcript has 32 exons. Lineage: Eukaryota; Fungi; Basidiomycota; Agaricomycetes; Agaricales; Omphalotaceae.